This is a messenger RNA of Planococcus citri (citrus mealybug), 1555 nucleotides long. RefSeq names its product dnaJ homolog subfamily B member 9-like. Gene Ontology annotation, molecular function: misfolded protein binding; protein-folding chaperone binding. Bases 233 to 937 code for a protein of 234 amino acids. The record is from RefSeq and is a predicted model, not a curated record. Gene Ontology annotation, cellular component: endoplasmic reticulum. The transcript is spliced from 4 exons. Lineage: Eukaryota; Metazoa; Arthropoda; Insecta; Hemiptera; Pseudococcidae.
AGUGAUAACGGAUCUAGAAUUUAUUCGAGUAAUCAAUAGAAAACGACAGACGACAGUCUUGGUAAUUUGAUACAUACGAAUGUUAGUUUUGACGAAUACUACAUUUUCAACUUUCAAGUCAACGAUAAAUUCAUUUUUCUGAAACCUGUGAUACGAAAUAGGUAAUUCAUUCGUCGUGAUAAUUUUUUACAAUUUCAUUAAUCUAUAAUCUCAGACUGGAGAAAUACAAGACAUGAAAUCAACGCUGCAAAAUAUCACCCUGAAUUUACUCCUUCUGUCGCUCAUAUUCAUAUUGGGAAAAUGCGACCUAGGGGCCAAUACCGAUGAUACCGAUUACUAUAAAAUCCUCGGAGUCAAAAAGGAUGCCAGUCAAGCAGAAAUCAAACGAGCUUUCCACAAGUUGGCGAUAAAAUAUCAUCCUGAUAAGAAUAAAAGUCCGGAUGCGGAGGAAAAAUUCAAAGAAAUAGGAGAAGCCUAUGGAGUAUUAUCUGAUCCUGAUAAACGUAAGCAAUACGAUAACAGAGGAGCUUUCGGUGGCCAGUUCGGUGGAUUCCAAAGAGGUUCGUUCGACUUUAGCGGAUUCAGUUUCGAUGAUCUGUUCGGUAAUUUCGAAGACCAUUAUAACGAAGAAGAUUACCAUCAUCAGCAUCAGCAUCCCCAUCAUCAACGUAAAAGAGGAGGUGGAGGAUUUGGUGGCAGUAAUUUCCAAUUUUUCAGCGAUUUUCCCGAUUUCUUCGAUACUGACUCAAUCGUGAACCGAAUGGGAGGCGGUGAAAAGCACCGAUUCGGAGGAGGAGAUUCUUACUUCGCUCAACAUUUCAGCGGUGGUGGCGGCGGCGGUGGUGGAUUCCAAAGACAACAAAGCUCAGGUAGAAAUUGCCGAACAGUUACUCAAAGAGUAGGUAACACCAUAACCACAUACACAACGUGUAAUUGAAAAUCCCAACCAGUAUCCUCGCCUAUUCACAGGGUCACCGAUCUUGUAUCAUUAGUGUAUUUUUAUUCGUUAUUUCGUUACAAUUUUUUUCCAUUUUAUUACCUCUACGUCAGAAAUACGUCUCUUCGGAUGCGGUAUUUUAUUGACACAGUUGUUGUCGUUACUUCGUCAUACGAGUAUUUUCUUUUCAUUUGUGUAAUACCUACCGUUAGCUUUAACAAAUACCUACGUACUCGUAUGACUGUCAAAUUUCUAUUUCACACGAAAUACUUUGUUAUCGAGAAUUUACGAGUAAAUUCGAUGCUAGUCGAUUGUCAGUGAUGGAUGCAUCAAGCACUGAUGUUCUGUUUUUUAUUUUCCUUCUUUUUAUGUAUUAUUGAUAUUUCGAUGUAGUAUUAUUUAGUUUGUUCAUGAUUAUCCUCUCAUCAUCGUGUUUCAACUCAAAUAUUUGGAAUAUUAUUAUUAUCGUGGGCAUGGCAGCAAUCCCUUUCUCGAUCGUGUUCGUCGAGUAUAGUUUUUAAAUUAUGUCGUAAUAGUUACCGUAAUUUGUAUUUAGCGAUUUAAUUUAUAGGUAUUUUUAAACAAUGCUCUUGUAAAUAUCUUCAUUAUUUUAUUUUU